This is a messenger RNA of Bursaphelenchus xylophilus (pine wood nematode), 8333 nucleotides long. Lineage: Eukaryota; Metazoa; Nematoda; Chromadorea; Rhabditida; Aphelenchoididae. The record is from the annotation of a GenBank genome assembly.
AUGGAAUCAAAAUUUCAGGUAAGGACUUAUUUUUUUGAUCAAAAUGUUAUUCAUGCCAUUGUACAUCUAAAUUUUUAUUUUUUUUAGUUGUCAGAUGUGGUUGGAGCUGUCUUUCAAAAUGGAAACCUUAAAUUCUUCACCAAAGAUCAUUUGGCCUGUCCGAUUGGCAACAGAGUCAAGGUUAUGGACCUGAAAAAGUAGGUAUUUUGUGUUACAUUAGUUUACGUUUAGUGAUGCUUCUCAUAUUCUUGAUUGCGAGUCCAAUUUCAACGUGGUUCACAUGGCUUUCAGCCGAGAUGGAAGUAUGGUGGCGUUGGUGAAUGAAGGUAAGCUUUUGAAUUUUCUUUUCUGCGAUUUUAGAGGCAAUUUAUCUUAUCCAUGAUGGCUACUAACAUUGUUCUGAAAUCUUUUAUAUUUAUGCCUAAAAUGAAGUCUAAACUCGAGGGUUUUCAGUUGGAAUCGUCAGUCUGGUCUCGUUGGUUCUCAAUUCAGUCAUUUAUCAAAGAAAGAUUGGACAACACGUGAGAUGUGCGGCUUUUUCUCCCAACAGCAAGUAUCUGGCGUUUGGAAUGGAUGGAUACGUCGCCAUCUACUCUGUGGACGUUGAUUGUCUUACCCCGGAACCUCUAAGGCUUCUCAGCAGAAGACAGUUCGCAAAUAUGUCAGCACAAACUACUUUCACUCAGCUGGAAUGGUCGUUUGACUCAAGGUAAGAUGUUAUACAUGAUAUUGAUGAUGGUUGGGGAAAUAUGGAUGGUUCAUAGAUUUGAAGGGAUAAAUGAAAAUGAUUUUUGGAAGGGACAUUGACUAUGAUAUAGCGGUGCUUUAUGAGAAAUUUGGCGAUUGUAGCUGGGAUAUAUUUUGUGUUAUAGACAAUUUUCUGAAACCCAUCAAGAAUUUGCCAAGGUUAAUAUAAUUUAGGUGAAAUUUAGAGUUGAGGUUGGAUUUUGUCCCGGGUUUUUGGUUAAGUGAGGAAGUCCAUGAGCUGUUUUGAGAUUUUAAGCGUUCUUGAAAAUUAGCCAACCUGUUUUAGACAUCAAAAUUAGAAAUUUUAUUUUUUUUCAUUUUUUCAAAAUUUCGAAGUUUAUUCUGACAUAAACGAUGUUUCAGAUUGCUUACAGUCUCAUCCAACUCUCACAUUCAACGGGUUUAUGCUCCAUUGAGGGCUCUUCCCAGGUUCAAUAUGUUAUCCUUGCCCGAAAGAGCUGAAAUCAUUGGUGCUUGGUUCAGAACAAGUUCAACUUAUGAUGUAAGUGGCUUGACUAAACUGUAUUUUACUAGAUAUUAGCCUCACAAUGUAUUUGAGGAAAAUAUUUAAAAAAUUUUAUAUUAUUUUAGAUCCUUUUGGUGACAAAAAGAGGAAUUAUCUCCAAUUAUUCCGCCUCCUUAGACCCCGUGGAAGUUAUGAAGCCUCUGGAGGAAGAUGAGCAGUUCAAAGAAGCCAGAAUGUUCUUCAAAUACGAUUCAAAGUAAGUAUUUUGACUAUUUUUUGAGAUUUUCGAAAUUUAGGCCUGCGAUUUACGACAAAUUCGAGAGUAACGGCCGUCCAAAUGUCACGUCUGCCGCAUUCGACAAGAAGAAUGAGUUGUUGGCCAUUGGGUUCGAGAAUUCCGAGAUCGUCAUCGCCAAUUUGUCCAUGGGUCUUCAUGUCACCAAACAUUUGAAGUGAGUUUCAGCGAAAAAUAAGGAGAAUAUUAGAAAGGAAGAGGGGUUAAAAGAUGAUAUGGUCAUUUUGUCGUGUUUUAGAUUUAUUUUUGAGGUUUCAAAUGGGAUAAAAAUAUUUUUGCAACUAAAUUUACCUUCUUUUAGUGAUUUUUUGACAAAAAAUUUAUAUUUUAAAAAUUUUAUGGGUGAAAUUGGCAGUGUAAAUGGAUGGAGAGUGUAGAAAUUGCCAUUUGGAGUUUUUCGAAAGGAAUUUUGAUCGUAUUUUGGGUUAAGUUUUGCUUUAUUUUGCAAAAUUUGAUUUCUUUUAGGUAAAAUUGACGAUUUUUGGAAAAAAUUUUUGUUCAGCGACUUUUAUUUUAGUUUUGAAAUAACAUUUAGGGUCUCUACUGUAAUUUUAGUGCUAAAAAAUUCAAAUAGUUUUCGAAUUUUUGGGUUUUUUCGUCAUUUUAACCUUAUUUCGAAAGGAAAGUACUUCUAUGGGGUAUGGAGUUACAGGUCGAGACAUGUACCAAAAAAUCGCAAAACUUUUCUGAUUCAGAAUGUGCAAAAAUUAGCUGCCUAAUUUUGGUCUGUAAGGGUGAAAAACCCCUCAGAACUUUUCUUGCAACACCAAGCAAAUGCCUUUUUGACCACGUUUUUACCAAUUCAAAAGCUUUUUUUGGAGCUAAAAUAAACCCCGGAAUCUUGACAAGCCUUGAAAUAGCAAAUUUGAUUAAUACUACACCUUAUUAAUAAUUGCAAUGUAAAAACGGGGUAGUAUUAAUCAAAUUUGAUAUUUUAAGGCUUGUAAAGAUGUCAGGGUUUACUUUAGCUCAAAAAAAGCUUUUGAAUUGUUAAAAACUUGGUAAAAAGACAUUUGCGUGGUAUUGCAAAAGUUCUGAGGAUUUUUUCGCCCUUACAAACCAAAAUUGAGCAGCUAAUUUUUACAUAUUCUGGAUCCGAAAAAUUUUGCGAUUUUUUUGAUAUAUGUCUCGACCUGUAACUCCAUACCCCAUCGAAGUACUUUCCUUGUAAAAUUGCCAUCCCAUAAAACAAGUUUUAACACCGUUAAUCAUCCAAAUUCAACAUUAUUUCCCAAAAAAUCCUCCAUUUACUUUCCUUGUAAAAAUUUCGUUUUUUUUGUCAAUUUUGAAAUUUUCAGCCUAAAUUUGGGCAUCCCAAUCGAAGCCAUCGACAUUACCGACAACCUGCUCGCAUUCGGAACCGGGCGCGGCUACAACGGCGCCCUCUACGUGUGGGAUCAGCGCUCCGAAAUCUUCGCCGUCAAACAGCAAUCCCACACGAAAGCGAUCAGAACCGCCGUCUACUCGCCGCUGGGCCAUGUCCUUGCCACUGGCGGCGACGACGGCCUCGUGAAGAUCUGGAAUUCCGAAUCCGCCAUGUGCGUCGUCACCCUGAAAGGGCACACCGCCCCGGUGACGUCACUCUGCUUCACUCAAAAUGGAAACGCAAUUUUGAGCGCCUCCCUGGACGGCCAGGUACUCGCGCAUGACAUGAAAAAGUACCGGAAUUUCCGCACCAUGGUCACCCCGAGGGAAACGCAGCUGGAGCAUUUGUGCGCCGACAAGGAGGGCCUGAAUUGUAUUGCCUCGUCGCAAAACUCGUUCGAAAUUUAUGUCUGGGCCAUUGAGACUGGAAAUUUGUUGGAGGUUUUGACUGGUAAGGACAUUGAGGGGAUUUGAGGGAAAUUUAAAGGGAGUUGGGGUGAUUUGAGAGGAAUAAAUGGGCUCUCGGAUAUUAUUUUAGAUGAUUUAGGGGAUUUUUGGGGAAAAUUUUGAUAUUUUAAGUAAAAGUGAGAUUUUUUUUAUGAUUUUUGGGUUUUAAAAAGAGCGAUUAGGCUUUUGUGGUGAUUUGAGAGAAUUUGAGGCAAGAUAUAGACAAAAAUUUGACACUUUGGAUAUUACUUUAGAUGACUUUAUGGAUUUUUAGGGAAAAUGAAGUAAAAGUGGGAUUUUUUAAUGACUUUUGGAUUUAAAAAAGAGCGGUGAGGCAUUUUGGGAUAUUUUUAACAGUAUUUUAGCCAAGGUACGGAGAAAAAUUUGACACUUUGGAUAUUACUUUACAAGGAAAGUACUUUUAUGGGGGCUCCUACUUUUUGACGGGACAUAUCUCAAAAAAUCAGAAAAAAUGUGCUGAUCAAGGAUAUAUAAAUCUUAGCUGCCCAUUUUAGGUUUUUAGGGGUGAAAACUCAAUCGGAAGUUGACUUAAAGUCCUGUAUGAACCCCUUUUCGCCUAAUUUUUCACGGGUUUACAAUUUUUAUUUUGGCUUCAAAUGAUGUUUAUUGAGUUUCUAAGACGUAAUAAAUCAGUCUUGGCCCAAAAAUUUAUUUUUCCGACCUUCAACUUCAAAAAAAGUCGAUUCAGCCCAAAAGGGAAAUCGAACCCGUGCGGCAUUCCCCCUCUUGAUCCCCAGACUACGACACUAGCCACUCGGCCACACCGCUCUCUUCCGAAGGAAGAGACCGACUGCGCUUUUUAUCGUUUCGAAUGCAUGCGCCUUUUGUAGGGAAAUUGAGCCAGUUUUUGGGCAUUUUCACCCCUAAAAGCCCAAAAUGGGCAGCUAAGAUUUACAUAUCCUUGAUCAGCACAUUUUUUAUGAUUUUUUGAGGUAUGUCCCGUCAAAAAGUAGGAGCCCCCAUAAAAGUACUUUCCUUGUUAGAUGACUUUAUGAUUUUUUUUAAAUGGACCUAAAAUUUUGUUUUUUGAUGGUUUUGAAAGUUUGGAAGUAAUUAGAGAUGAUUUCAGAGUGGUUUUAGACCAUUUAAUAUUGGUUUUGGGUUCAAAAAUUGCAUGUUCGAUAUUACUUUAGACAAUUUUUUGGGAUUUUUGAGGGGAAUGGAGUAAAAGUGAAAUUUUUUGAUGACUAUUGGAUUUUAAAAAGAGCAGUGAGGCAUUUUGGGAUAAUUGGAGAGUAUCUGAAUCAGGGUGUAGACAAAAAAUGGCACAUUUUGGAUAUUACUUUAGAUGACUUUAUGAUUUUUUUUUCAAAAAAUUUUAAAGUUGAAUUUUUUAUGGGUUUUAAAUUUUUUUAGGUAAUCAGAGAUGCCUUUAGAGUUAUUUCAGAUUAUUUCGUAUAGGGUUUGAGUUUAAAAAUGACAUUUUGGAUAUUACUUUAGACAAUUUUUUGGGAUUUUUGAGGGGAAUGGAGUAAAAGUGAAAUUUUUUUGAUGUCUUUUCGGUUUCAAAAAGGGCGAUAAGGCUUUUUGGAUAAUUUGAGAGUAUUUGAGGGUAAAAAAUAGAGAAAAAUUAGACACUUUGGAUAUUACUUUAGAUGACUUUAUGACUAAAAAUUUUUAUUUUUUUUUGGUGGUUUUAAAAUUUUUGAAGUCAUUAGAGAUGCCUCUAGUGUAAUUUCAGACCAUUUCAUAUUGGUUUUGAGUUAAAAAAUGACAUUUUGGAUAUUAUUUUAGACAAUUUUUUGAUGAUUUUUUGGACUUUUAUAAAAAUUUUCAGGACACACCGGCCCGAUCACCGCCCUCUCCCUAAAUGGCCUCAAAUUGGCGUCGGCGUCGAUGGACAAGACGGUCCGGGUCUGGGACGUGACCCGAAUGGAGAACGAAGCCAUCCAAUUCUCCAAGGAAUGUGUGGACGUGAAGUUCAGCCCCGACGGAUUCUUCCUCGCCGUGCUGUUGCUCGACUCCUCGGUGCAUGUGUUGAGUGCGGAGAGCAACUCCGAGAUUGCAAUCAUCGAAACAAAAUUGGACAUGGACAUUGGAUGGAAGAAGGGGAAUUUGGCCAAAAAUUCGAUCGAAAAGAAUGUGAAUUACAAUCGAAUCGAGUUCUCACCCACCUCGAAAUUCCUCCUAAUUGGUGGACAAUCCAAUAAUUUUUCGUUAUACGACUUUGCACAACACACUUUGAUCAGAAGAUUCAAAUUAACGGCGAAUCAGUCGAUCGACGGGACAAAUGUAGGUUUUUGAAGGGGUUUUUGAAAGAUUUGGAGGGGAGAUUUGGUGGAUGUAUGAAGAAUAGAGAGUGUAGUGUGAGGUAAAGUUGAUUUUUACGGGGAAUUUUAUGCGUGGAUUACGGUAAAAUUGAGUUUUUUUUCCAUAUUAUAGGUGGUUUGAUGGGGCUUUGGAAAAAUUUUUGAUUUUUCGAUGGAAUUGAGGUAAUUUGAUGGGAAAGCUUGAUGAUUUUAGAAAUAAGAAGGUGUGUAGUGAAUUAUGAGUCUGGAAUUUGAGGUAUUAAAGAGCAUUGGGCUACUGUAACAACGAUUUUUCUCGAAAUUUUUCGGUUUUUUGAGUUUUCUUGGGAAAUUUAUGUAUUUUUUGUGAAUUUCAACAGGAAAAUCGAUGAUUUUAAAAAGAGCUUGGUGUUUAGUAAAUGAUGAGGCUAAAAUUUGAGGUAUUCAAGAGCAUUGGGUUACUGUAAUAUGUAUUUUUUUCAAAAAAUUCUGGAUUUUUUGGGUUUUCUUGGGAAACUAUGCAUUUUUUGUGAAUUUCAACCGGAAAAAUUGAUGAUUUUAGAAGGAAGAAGGUGUGUAGUGAAUGAUGAGUCUAAAAUUUGAGGUAUUUAAGAGCAUUGGGUUACUGUAACAACGAUUUUUUUGGAAAAUUUCCAGAUUUUUUGGGGUUUCUCGGGAAAUUGUGCAUUUUUUGUGAAUUUGAAGCAGAAAGUGGUUGGAUUAGGCACAGACUAAGCUCAUAGUAUUGUUUAGGAAGGAUUUUAUAUGUCCCACAGGGUGUUGAGAUACUGUAAUUUCAAUUUUUUCGAGUUUUUUGUGAAAAUGAGGCAAAAAUUGGUCUUUUGCUUAUUUAAUGUUGUAUUUUCAGCCUCGAUUCGAUCCCUUCGCCUACUACGGACAACAAAUCGACGCCUCGGAUGAGGAGAACGAAAUCGGGCCGAUCAACACCCCGGGCGAAGCGAGAAAAGACCUCUCUUUGCGGAAGUUCGAACGCCCCUCCAUCGAGCUCACCGAAUUCGCCUUCAAUCCCACCGGCCGCUCGUUCGCAGUGGUCUCCACGGAGGGAGUAAUGGUCUUCUCAUUGGACAAACGACGAAGAUUCCGACCGAUUCGACUGGUGGAGGGAGCAACCAUCAAAAAAGCGGAGGAACUGCUGGAAAAUGAGGAAUAUCAUGAAGCACUGUUGAUGUCUCUGGCCCUGGAUGAAAAGGACUUGGUGGAAAAAGUGCUGGUGACAAUCCCAAUCGAUGAAAGUAGGAGAUUUUGGAAGAUUUUUGGGGAUUUGAGGGAAAAGUUGAGAAAAUUGAGGAUUUUUGGGGAAUAAUGUUGAAUUUGGAUGAUUAACGGUGUUAAAUCUUGUUUUGUGAGGUUGAAAUUUUACAAGGAAAGUACUUCUAUGGGGUAUGGAGUUACAGGUCGAGACAUAUAUCAAAAAAAUCGCAAAAUUUUUCUGAUUCAGAAUAUGUAAAACUUAGCUGCCCAAUUUUGGUUUGUAAGGACGAAAAAACCUUCAGAACUUUUCUUGCAACACCACGCAAGUAAACCCUGACAUCUUGACAAGCCUUAAAAUAUAGUCGAGGCAAAAAGUCCUUAGAAUUUUGCACUGUGCAUAAACCCGAAAAAACAUUUUGCACCGUGCAUCCGACCGAAAAAGUGCUUUUGCACAGUGCAAUUUUGUUGUUUUUGCCUUAUUGUCGCGCGCGAUUCCCAUUUUUCUCAGCGACAAAUCGACUUUUCGGGGUGCGACGAGAUUUGGGGGCCGCGAAAAAUUCUAAGGACUUUUUGCCGCGACUAGUAUCAAACUUGGAACUACUAAUAAUUCAAGUGUAGUAUUAAUCAAGUUUGAUAUUUUAAGGCUUGUCAAGAUGCCAAGGUUUACUUUAUCGGUCUGUCGGGAAAAUAACGGCGGAUCGUCGCGCCUCGGAAUCGCCCAUCAUCGCUCUGCGACUGCAAGCCGCGACUUGGGAUUUGGUGCGCGAUAGCGGCGAGGCGAGACAUUUUGAUGCGACGAUCCGCCGUUAUUUUUCCGACAGACUGAUAGCUCAAAAAAAAAGCUUUUGAAUUGGUAAAAACUUGGUCAAAAUAGCAUUUGCGUGGGGUUGCGAGAAAGGUUCUGAUGGUUUUUUCGCCCUUACAAACCAAAAUUGGGCAGCUAAUUUUUACACAUUCUGAAUCAGAAAAAUUUUGCGAUUUUUUUUGAUGUAUGUCUCGAGCUGUAACUGCACACCCUAUAGAAGUACUUUCCUUGUAAAAUUUCAAUCUCACAAAACAAGAUUUAACACCGUUAAUCAUCCAAAUCUGCCAUUAUUCCCAAAAUCGUCAUUUUUCUCAGUAAAAAUUGAGCAAAUUUAAUUUACAGUCAGCAAAAAUAACGGGAUUUUUUUGAGCUAAAAUUGGGUUUUGAGCCGGUUUUUGCACCUAAAGUAAUAUAUUUUUAGUUCAAAAAGAGAUCCAGACUUUGGACGAUCAACUCGCCAUCGAACUGCUCCGAUAUUUGGGCGCGAAUAUCAACAGAAUCGCCAAAAUCCGCAUCCAUCAGUACCUAUUGAUCUGCCGACAUUUGGUCUUCACCUUUGCCCAAACUUUCAAAGCAGACACCACUCUCACCGACUCGAUUACGUCCCUCCAAUUCUUCCUCAAAACCCACAAAGACCUGCUGCAGAUCAUCCAGUCCAAUAAAGGACUCAUCGACUUUGAACUCACCCAAAGACAAUUGAACCAACUCAACAGAGAAAUGGAAGAAUUGAAGCCGCCUGGAGCAUGA